Molecule: messenger RNA, 387 nt
Organism: Psilocybe cubensis
Lineage: Eukaryota; Fungi; Basidiomycota; Agaricomycetes; Agaricales; Agrocybaceae
Exons: 2
Coding region: 1-387 (128 amino acids)
Source: RefSeq, a predicted model, not a curated record
AUGACCAAUGAAGGUCUAUCUCGCGAGUUGAAGAAGCUACGCUCUUUUUGCACGAAACAUCGACCAGCGUUUACUGAGUAUGGACUCAGAGCUCUUCAACUUUCCAAAGAUCCAACUCGUUGUACUCGCGAUUUCCUUCUCAUAUCGGUGUUUCCUGUUCCAGAUGAAACACGGUCGGAGAAAGCAUUCAAGGCAACUGGGGCUGAGAUCAUGCCAUUUGAUACAUUUGGCGAAGAGCAUGGAGACGAGCUUCGGAGUCAGUUGAAGACGUAUGAGCAAGAAAACAUCUGUCCUGUGGGGUUCAACAGUGACAUCUAUCAAAUGGAAAUUGGCCAGCCGUGGAGGGAACCCCUACUGGAGAAGCUGAACAGUGGAAUUGUCCAAUAA